AUGGCCACGGUGGGCAAGAUCAGCUUCACCGUCAGGAGCCUGUUGGAUUUACCGGAGCCCGAGGACGACGACGGCGCCAAGGAACAGGACUCCGCCGAGAGCUACGGCGGCUCCCCGUACCGGGAAUGGAUGGAAACCGACAGGAACCACUACCUCUCUUCGGACGAGAGCGGCCCUGAGAGCAGAUCGUGCCCCGCCGCGGCGGCCGCGGCCCAGGAGGAAGAGAAGGAGGAGAAGAGGAAGAAGCGGCGGGUGCUCUUCUCCAAGGCGCAGACGCUGGCGCUGGAGCGACGCUUCCGACAGCAGCGCUACCUGUCGGCGCCCGAGCGGGAGCAGCUGGCCCAGGUGCUGCGCCUGACGCCCACCCAGGUCAAGAUCUGGUUCCAGAACCACCGCUACAAGAUGAAGCGGGGCGCCAAGGGAGGCGGCGGCGGCGGCGGCCGGGCGGGGCCGGGCGAGGCGCCGCUGCUGCGCAGGGUGGUGGUGCCGGUGCUGGUGCGGGACGGCAAGGCGUGCCAAGGCUGCAGCGGCCCGGCGGCGGCGGCGGCGGCGCAGGACUGCGGCGGGCCCCACAGCUCUCUCAGCCUGCAGGGCUACUCGGCCUUCCCGCCGGCCGCCUCCCUGAGCCUCUUCCCGGCCUACCAGCACUUAGCGCCGCCGGCCCUGGUCUCCUGGAACUGGGGGUGA
Gekko japonicus is the source of this 687-nucleotide messenger RNA. It is a transcript of the gene NKX2-8, whose product is annotated as NK2 homeobox 8. Gene Ontology annotation, molecular function: DNA-binding transcription factor activity, RNA polymerase II-specific; RNA polymerase II cis-regulatory region sequence-specific DNA binding. The transcript is spliced from 2 exons. Gene Ontology annotation, cellular component: nucleus. Gene Ontology annotation, biological process: regulation of transcription by RNA polymerase II; cell differentiation. The record is from RefSeq and is a predicted model, not a curated record. The coding region runs from base 1 to 687 and encodes 228 amino acids. Lineage: Eukaryota; Metazoa; Chordata; Lepidosauria; Squamata; Gekkonidae.